Messenger RNA from Girardinichthys multiradiatus, 4512 nucleotides. RefSeq names its product FERM and PDZ domain containing 2 (gene frmpd2). NCBI's taxonomy places the organism in Eukaryota, Metazoa, Chordata, Actinopteri, Cyprinodontiformes, Goodeidae. The record is from RefSeq and is a predicted model, not a curated record. The transcript is spliced from 27 exons. Gene Ontology annotation, cellular component: cytoskeleton. Gene Ontology annotation, molecular function: protein binding. The coding region runs from base 251 to 3580 and encodes 1109 amino acids.
UGUCAUUAGAUGCGAGUGCAGAGGAAAUGAUGUUAUGGAGUUCCUUCUCUGGGGAAUAUGAUUGUGACCACCAUGCAGAUGUGACAAUUGAGUGAUGAGCUGUCUCGGCAGACGUAAGCGCUGGGACGAGGGAGAGGUGGACGAAAUGGCAGCGGGGGCUGUAUAAGUGGAGGAAGGAUUAGAGUUCAGAGUGGCGGAUGUUUGGAGGAAGUUAAAGGCAAUCUUUUUAGGUACUUGAUGAAAUAAGCCUAUGUGUAGCAGGAUGGGCACAUUUGUGACCCUGACGGAAGUGUUGGAGGCCCGGGGUUCACCCCUGGAAGAGGAUGAGGUCUGGUGUCUGCUGCUGGCCACCACUGAUGCCUUACUGGAUAUCUCAAAAAAAGGUCCAGGUAACAUGUGUAGUGUGUUGAGCCCAGGCUCUGUGCUGCUGUCAGGCAAUGGGAGUCUGGCCUUCAAGAGCUGCGCACGAAGUGAAGACGUGGCCUCCUAUACAGCUCCCGAGGCCCAGCAGGGUCAUGCUCCUUCCACCAGAGCUGCAGCUGAAAAGAUGGUUGUGUACUCACUUGGAAUGACUCUUUAUUGGUGCGCUGAUUAUCACCUGCCUCAAAAUCAGCCGGUCCAGAUAAGUACAGAGCUGGAGGGUUUGUUGCUGAGUAUGUGUGAGGACAUGGUGGUGAGAAGGACCGACCUACUUACAGUUCUAGAGACCUGUGAGUUUCAUCAUAAGACCUCCAUGCUGCCAUCCCCAGAGCGCCUCAUCAGGCAGCUGGUAGAGGAUGUCUACAGAAACUCAGCUGAUCACGUGUCCAUGGCUGAAAACGGAUCCCAGCUAACAGACCGCAGUCAGAUGGUCAGGGACAGAUUACACAGAGGUUCUUUCAGUAACUCAACAUGGACCCUAAAAAAGAAGGUUCACAGACCAUUUUCAGGAACAUCUUAUCCAGCUGACAAUACAGGGAUUCCCUUGGGAGGCCAACUCAGAGAAAGUUAUCCCAGCUGGCAGCAUCUGAACAUGAGUUUGAAUGACAAGAAAUUGAAAGACAUGGGUCCUGAGUUUAUCAGAGUUUUAGAGGAACCCCUUGUUAUUUUGGAGCUGUCUGGGUCCAUCCUAGCAAAGAAAGGGAAAUCUACAGCCACCCAUAGAGAGCUCAGUGUGGUGAUGCCAAAUGGUCAAAGCAUCCUGGUCAAAUGUGAAGUGAAAACCAGAGGAGGAGAUGUGUUUGACAUGAUCGUGGCUCAUUCAAACCUUGUGGAACAUUUCUAUUUUGGCCUUGCAUAUAUUGAUGAUAAUGAGUUUUUCUUCAUUGAUAAUGACACCAAGAUCUCCAAAGUGGCUUCAGACAGCUGGAAGAAAGUGCCUACAACCACUUUUGUCCUUUUCUUCAGGAUCAAAUUCUUUGUAAACAACAUCUCUCUUAUUUUGCACAAACAGACCCGUCACCAGUAUUACCUCCAGCUCAGGAGGGACCUUUUAGAAGAUAGACUGUCCUGCCAUGAGGAGACUGCUCUGUACCUUGGAGGUUUGGCCCUGCAGGCAGAGUAUGGAGACUGCAUGCCUGAGGUGAAAGGUAGAAACUACUACCGACCUGAUCAGUAUGUUUCCAAGAGUAUGAUGGAGAAACGUGCCUUGCCUUCCAUUCAAGCAGAGCUGCUGAGACUUCACGCCAAUAACGCCCAGAUGCUCACAGAUGAAUCAGAACUUGAAUUCCUUAAGGUUUGUCAGCAGUUGCCUGAGUAUGGUGUCUUGUUCCAUCGUGUGAUACGGGAGAAAAAGCCUUCAGAUGGAGAGAUCAUUCUCGGGGUUUGUGCCAAAGGUGUCAUCGUCUAUGAGGUAAAAGAUGGCUGCAGGUCCACCACUCAGAAUUUCUACUGGAGGGAGACAGCUACUAUCUCCUCUAACAAACGAAAAUUUAUAAUCGAGUUCCGGGGCAGCCGGAAGAAAUACAUCUUCAUCACAGAGAGGUCUAGGAUAGCCAAAUAUUUGUGUAACCUCUGUUCAGCCCAGCACAAGUUUAAUAAUGAGAUGAGCUCCCGCCAGCUAAGCCACAGCCUGAUCUCAGAGGACAACAUUGUGCAGUACGCAGCUGUAUGCCGUGCUCAGAGCAGCCAGCUCAAGUCCCUCUCAUGUUCUGAGACACUCCAGGAUAACAGCGGCAUGACCACGCCCCAGGAAGGGUCCCUGACCAAACUGUGUAAUGAUGUCUCCGACAGAAGUGAGGCCCGUGUGAAACAUCACAGCACCUGCUCCAGCAGUCAGCACAGCAGCACAGGUUUACAUUCUCUAUCCUGUUCUCAGAGGAGUGGAUCAGAAGCCCAUUCUGCAUCCCCAGCAGCCAGAGAAACAAAGCCGAAACUUGGGACAUCUUCAGAGAGGGAAGUCAUAUGUGUUUCCUUAAAGAAGGACCCAAAACUAGGCUUAGGUAUAGUGAUAGUUGGAGAGGACACAAUAGGUCGGUAUGACUUGGGCAUUUUUAUUGCCUCCAUUGUGCAUGGAGGACCUGCGGAUAAGGAUGGACGCAUCAGACCAGGUGGGCGUCUGAUAUCCCUGAACCACAUCAGCCUGGAGGGCGUCACGUUUAGUGAGGCAGCUGAGGUCAUGGAGAGCAGCCCUGAGGAGGUGCAGCUCAUUGUCUCUCAGCCAAAAGUCCUAUUAAGUCCCAUCAGUGCUCGUUCUCCUGUGCUGAGAAAAUAUGGGUCCCAGACUACGCUGAUGACAGACAGACGUUCAGGGGACGAUAGCCUAGAUGAGAUUGUCUCUGUCAUGAUGACACCAAAGGCCUCCAACAGGUUGCAUGUCCCACAGGAAGUACGAGUCCUCAGUACACAGGAAGGUUGCUCCCUGUCUCCGUCUCUAAACUGUGUGAGGCAAGAGGAGAUCAACGUGGAGCUAAGGAAGAUAUCAGGAAAUUUGGGCAUCAGCAUCUCUGGUGGAGUAAACACAAACCUUCAAAAUGGAGGAAUCUACAUCAAGAACCUUGUUCCCGGAGGGGCUGCAGAGAGAGAUGGACGUUUAUACACAGGUGAUAGAAUUUUGGAAGUUGAUGGGAUUAACUUUCAUGGCUUCACCUACCAGCAGGCUGUGGAAUGUCUGGGUAAAACUGGGGAGGUGGUCUACUUUGUUGUGGAAAGGGAGUCAAUCAACCUGCCUAAAGUUUCUGUGAUUGCUGACACUGGCAGCUCAAUAUCCAAUCAGAGAGUCAGUCAAGCCACUAGCCAUCUAAGACUCAACAGCUCCUCAUCCCUCACCUCUGCCACAAGCACAAGGUCUGACCGCUCCAGAGACUACAGUUUCGUCACUGAUGAAAACAUUUUGGAGGUGACUCUGACCAAGGAUGUCAAUGGCCUGGGAUUUAGUUUCCUAAUGUGUGAGCUGGACCCACCCACCAAGGACUUCAGCAGCCUGGUCAGGAUAAAGCAGCUCUUUCCUGGUCAGCCUGCAGAGCAGAGCGGCAGAAUCCAGGAGGGGGAUGUCCUGUUAGCUAUCAACGGCCAGUCGCUAAAGGAGCUUUCCUAUCCACAUUCUGUAUUUUUUACAGUCUUUAUUUUGCUGGUUAGUUGUGAAUUCCGUUUAUCCUAUUAAUGUCACGAUUAGUAGUACUUUUAGUUUCUGUGUAUCCAUUUCCAUUUCUGUUAGAGUUAACUAUGUUAGUGAUUAGUUCGGUGUCCUAUGACUGAUCCUGCCUCAGUGUCUCAGCUCCUGGUUACCCCCAGCUGUCUCUCAUCAGCUUAUUAACUCACCAGUAAUCAAGGCCCCCAAGAAUAAAUACUACUUCUUGGUUUCCUCAGUUAGUGUCAGAUCUUCCUUUUGCUGCCACCAGCCUGUGUCCUCUUGCUCCCACCGUGAUUUAUUAUUUUAGAUUUUCCCAAGAUUCUAGUUUUGUAAGUUUUGGAUUUUUUAGUAAUAAGUGUUUAUUGUUCAUCUGUUUCCUCUCUGCAUUUGGGUUCACUAUUUUACAGUUACAUGACAGGAACUUAACAGAUUUCUGGUCAGAGUUAAUGAUUAUAAAUUGAAAAUUGGUAUACAAUUUUAAAAAGCAAAAUUUCUAUAAGCAGUUUAAAUGAAAGCUAUUUUAUUGAUUUUUUCACAAAUUUACUCUAAAUAACUUUUUUAUUAGAUGGUUUACAUGUUCUGUUUUCAGUAUGUGUUGCACACAGGAAGAUCAUUGGUGGCACCUCCAUUUCUCCUAUAAACAAUCAUUGGCUUCUAUAAUAACCAUACAAUGCAAAUGUGAGAGGAGUUCAAAGGUUCAUACAUGAACCUACGUAUAAACCGCUGUGAUGUUCUGAGAUAAGAGUUGGUUUAAGAAGGUACACAUCCUCUUUGGUGUGGCCCCUGUGGGACCAGCAGUGAGAUUCAGCCUCCGGGACUAACUAAUUCAGGUUUGAGCUAACUGAGGAGAGCCAGUGAGUUAUCUAUAGCAGAAACUACCGCUGUUGUUUAUAGGCUUCCAUUGGAACCUGACUUCAAAAGUACUGAAAUAUCCCUUUAUGAAAUACCUUAUGAGUGAACUC